UAACAUAUCAUAUGUAAGCAACUGAUACUUUUUCUCUGUUCGAAGGAUUAUGAGGAGGAUUUUGAGGAGAUGGAUCCGAGUGAAAAUGAAGGCGAGGAUGAGAAGGAGUCAGAGGAGUUUCCACAAGAGGGAGGAGAAAGAGAGGAAGUUACAACACAAAAGAAAAAAGAGAUUGAAGCAAUUCAGAGAGCAAUGAAUGAAGAGAAUGAGAGAGUUGGAACAGAUCAGUCCAUACAAAGUACGAGGAGAGAGGAGGAAGACGAACCGAAAUUGUCCAGAGGACACGAAAAGAACCACAGUCGAGCUUCUCAACGCGGGAAGUUUAUUGACUUUGUGGCAGCAAAACAGCGCGAAUUCAGCAAGAAGGUUGCCACAAAACAAAAGAAACGCAGCACAGAGCUGCUCAGAUUAAUUGAUCUGGAUUUCUCGAUGACAGUUUCCCUUUUGGAUCUCCCACCUGUCAAUGAAUAUGACAUGUAUAUUAGAACCUUUGGAACCGCAAAUACCAAACAGGCUUAUGUUCAGUGUAACGAGGACAACGCAGAUCGAGACAUUCAGACAGAGGAGAUAGAGGUGUGUGAGAAGUGGACACAGCAUCCUCCAGAGCACAGUGGAGCCUGUGGAGAUUCAAACCUCUCUCAGGAAGCUCAGGGAAGAAACAUGAAUGAAACGAACUUUGAUUCCCAGCGUCUGGCAGCAUUUCUGCGCUCAGCCUCACAGGUCCUGGUCGUCCUGUUGGAGGAGGAUCAAGCUGAGAGAAAAUCCCUGAGCAAGUUGAGGACUCAAAAAGACACACUGUCAUUCAGCGAUGGAAGUUUACAGCUCAACACCAAGUUGCCUUUUCUUUACGAUCGCCACAUAAGCCUGGUGUACUUCUCUCAAGUUCAGAGGCACACCAUGAUGUCCGUCCACGCACCUACAACCAAACCCAGUGCUGUGCGCCUUGACAGCUGCACCAUCAUCUGCAUCUGGAACAUCUGGGAACCAUCCAGGCCUCAGAAGAUCCUUGUCUAUGAAUCUGAGGUGCAGUGUUGCUGUUUCAGCCCUGGAAAGGCCAUAUUGGUGUUUGCAGGCACAUCAGCUGGCUCUGUGGUGUUGUGGGACCUGAGGGAGGAGACCAGUAACCACUACCGCCUGAAUAUAGGGGAGGAGGAGUGGACCUUCAGACAACCUACCUUCUCCACCAACGCAGUGAUGGCCGCCUCGGGUCAUUUCUCGUCUGUGUCGUCCGUAGAAGUUGUCCCCUCCACCGCAGCAGGGGGGCUGAGGCCAGAGGUCCCCCUGCUGGCUUCUGAGGAAGAGUCAUCAGGAUUGUCUUUCCAGCUGGCUUCUCUGGAUGAAAGUGGGGUUUUAAAUUUCUGGGUGGUAGUGGAGCUUCCAAAAGCCAACGAGGCCGGCUCUCCAACAGAUCUAGGGCUCAGGCCUGGGGGCAAAGUGAAGUUGCUUCACAGCUCCUCCCUGCUCACUGCUGAGAGGGUGUCACAGAGAGAUGCAGUGAAAACAGGCCCAUUACAGACUCUUCAUCUGAAGUUUCUUCCGUCUGACUCAAAUCAUUUCUUUAUUGGCACCAAUAUGGGUCUUGUCAAUCAUGGAACGAGUCACAGUUUGAAGGCUACUCCAAAGUUUUACAGGUUUCAGGAGGCUGGAGUUCGACCUGUUGAUGUCAACUCAAUCCACUUUUCUCCCUUCAGGCAAACCAUGUUCCUGGUGGGUUGUGGGGACGGCAGCAUCAGGCUGCACACAGUCAGCCAGGAGCAGCCUGUGGCAGAGUGGAGGGACAGUACAGCGGGGGAACCGGUGGUCUCGCUGCAGUGGGCCCACACCAGGCCGACGGUCUUCUGUGUGCUCGAUGCAGCUUCUAACCUCCAUAUAUGGGACCUGCUGAAAAAGGACACAGAGCCUGUGGUCACAGAGAGAAUUUCUGCGGACAGGGUGACAGCCAUGGCCGUGUUCGGGGACUCAGGAAAACAAAACACGUAUUCAGGAAUAGCCCUGGUGCAUGAAUCAGGGAAAAUAGAAAUGCAGUAUUUCACAAGAGAUUUUACCGUGACCAUCCCUGCGGAAGAGGAGAAGCUGGAGACAAUGAUGACGGAAGCCUUCCGAAGCAUCUAAAGUGGCAGCGUUUAGAUGAUUACUUCAUUUUUGAAUUCCUGAAGAGCAUAAAGAUAAAGUUAUGAGUCAUAAUUCAGUUUGAUGUGUGUUAGCAAUGAGAGGAUUGUGGCUAAAUACCAAAGAUCCUCCACAAUUCAGUUCAUAUCCUCCAUAAAAAACAUGAUAGUAAAUAUAUAAUGUAGAUGUCUGUUGAUGUACAUAUUUAUAUUUUCUAACUAAAAUGUAUUUGUA
This is a messenger RNA of Paralichthys olivaceus (Japanese flounder), 2343 nucleotides long. The record is from RefSeq and is a predicted model, not a curated record. Lineage: Eukaryota; Metazoa; Chordata; Actinopteri; Pleuronectiformes; Paralichthyidae.